CGAUGUCAACCGAGUUCUUCUGUGGUGGGGGCAGGAAGUUGUUAAGGACUCUUAACUAGAUUAGAGGACAAAUUGCCCCCCCACCUCCACCUUUCUGGGGCUCCAAAGGUUUGCCCAGUUGACAGUGACCAUGAAGAUAUUGCUUUUAGGGCUCUUCUUCUCUUUUGGGACCCUUCUGUCCUAUGGGGACCAGGGCUUGGAGAUACCGGAGUAUGACGGCAAAGACCGGGUCCACACCCUUACUGCCAAGAACUACAAGUCAAUCAUGAAGAGUUAUGACGUGAUGGUGAUCUACUACCACAGGAACGUAGAGGGAGACCGUGGUGCCAUGAAACAGCUGCAGAUAGAGGAGCUUGCUUUGGAGCUGAUCACUACUCAAGCUGCACUAAUCUUUCAGCUUGCAGCUCAGGUUCUGGAUGAACUCGAAGAUGAGGACAUUGGAUUUGGUCUGGUGGAUGAAAAAAAGGCCACUGCUGUUGCCAAGAAGCUGGGUCUGGAUGAGGUGGAGAGCAUCUACAUCUUUGCAGACAAUGAGAUCAUUGAGUACGAUGGCGAGCUCGCUGCCGACACUCUCGUUGAAUUCCUCUAUGAUGUGAUUGAAAACCCAGUGGAGGUCAUUGACAACGACCGUGAACUGAAGGGUUUCUUCAACAUGGACGAUGUCAUCCGGUUGGUUGGCUACUUCAAGAAUGAGAGAUCUCCUCAUUUUAUCGAGUAUGAUGACGCAGCUGAGGAGUUUCACCCGUUUGUUAAAUUCUACGCCACGUUUGACCCCAAGAUUGCCAAGAAACUGAAACUGAAGCUGAAUGAGGUGGACUUCUAUGAACCGUUCAUGGAGGAACCCGUCACCAUCCCAGGAAAGCCCUACAUUGAGUCUGACAUCAUUGAAUACAUUGAACAACAUGAAAGAUCAACACUUAGGAAACUCCAGCCUCACAGCAUGUAUGAGAUCUGGGAGGAUGACAUCGAUGGAGAGCACAUUGUCGCCUUCGCUGAGGAGGACGAUCCAGAUGGUUUUGAAUUUCUGGAAAUCCUGAAGGAAGUGGCUCAAGACAACACUGACAACCCCAACCUCAGCAUUAUCUGGAUCGACCCUGAUGAUUUCCCACUGCUGGUUCCAUACUGGGAGAAAACUUUUGGCAUCGACCUCUCCUCCCCUCAGAUCGGUGUGGUGGAUGUAGCAGAUGCCGACAGCGUGUGGAUGGACAUGGAUGACCAGGACGACAUGCCCACCUCUGAUGAGCUGGAGCAGUGGAUUGAAGACGUGCUGUCUGGGAAAAUCGAUCCAGAUGACGAUGAUGAAGAAGAUGAAGAGGACUAUGACGAUGAUGAUGAUGACGAAGAAGACAAUGAAGAUGAUGAAGAAGAAGAAGAUGAUGAUGAUGAUGAGGAUGAUGAUGGUGAUGACGAUGAAGAUGAUGAAGAAGACGAUGAUGAAGAAGACAAUGAAGAUGAUGAAGAAGACGAUGAUGAAAAAGAUGAGGAUGAAGAUGAGUAGAUGUUUCAGCACUUACCGGAGCAGCCCAAAGUGGAGCCGUGUCUGUCCAACAUGACAUUUUUUGUGCAGAUUUCUCUUUCAGGACAGGUUGAAGCUCCUCUGAAAGGCAGCUGUUCCCUGGAACAGCCUCACACACAAACAUCUGCAUCAUUGUUUCAAGCAGGAAAGGUUGAAACAAUACAGAGACAAAGUGAGCAUCUUUUCAGCCUUUGUAAAUACUCUGGAAUGCCAGAGUCAAAGAUUAUUAAGACAUAUUCCAACACAUGUUCAGUGUUAAAAUGUAUGGCAGCAUGAUAAGUAAAGCUGACAAUAGUUUGAUCUUUCUAAUUUCCCUUUUUUAAUCCCCCAUUUUUACCUUGCAUGUUUCUUUGGUGCCCUCUUGCAUCUCACAUGCACUCUUAACUAUUAUUAGCUGCUGCGCUCUGGGAGUAGCAGUAGCCUGAGCAUCCUGCCUUUAAGCUUGCUUAACAAAAAACAGCAACAUAGUCAGUUAUGAAAUUAUUCAUACCCCAGGCAAAUUUUUUAUGUAAAGUUACUUUUUUUCCAUCAGAAUCUUUCUUCUUUAUUGGGAAUGAUGAAAACAUCAGUUCAGAAGGCACCAGCUCCUAUUUUCAUUUGAACCCCAAGUUGAACUGCCCAAAAUUGCCAGGAGUAUGAAUACCUUUGGCUUUGAAAGUAGAUACUACCCCCGACCCCCUACUCCAACCCAAUUUAUUCAGUUUAUUCAUAAAGUGCCAUGGUUUGACAGCUCCCCGUCCCCGUCUCCCUCUCCUGGUCCUUGCUCCUAAUGCUGCCCCCUGACCUCUUCUGUUUUUCUGAUUCAGUUUUCACAGGUUUUAUGGAUGAGGGCAGGCCAUCCUGACACACCUGAAACUCCUCAUUCCUCCUGUAUCUAAAGCUACAGUCCCACCACCCUCGGCAUCGCGCAGAAAUUGAUCAGAAAUUCACCUCCGAGUUGUGGGUGGGACUGUUGUAGCAAAGCAGGCCUGCGCUCAUUUACCAUCAUCCCUUUGUUUACACUCUCAACCACUAGCUUAUAGCCUGUUUGAAUCCCAAGAUCACAUUAACAAUGGAACAAAAACGAUGGGAAAAAUUGGAUUUAUGCAGGUGUAGAGUUUUGAGAGAGACACCAGCUAAGAUGAGGAAAAAAAAGGCGUUAAUGUGUCUGUUUGUCUGCAAGUGCAUGCAUCGGAAUGGAGCACAGUAGAGACUUUGACCUGCCCAUUUCAGUAACUGCAUCACAAAAGAGAGCUUUUUCAAACUGCAUUUUCUCAUCUGCUUCUGAUUUACAAUGAUUUGAAUAAAGAAGUGCUCAGAAAAUCAGUUUUAUUUCUAAUGUCCUCAUGAGAAAAAUGCUACACGGACAUGUUAAAAACACAAUUUGCAUUGAGCCGUUUUCAGGCUCUAUGUACAAAACAUGCAGCCAUUGAAAAGUUAAAUCAGGUGAAAUUUUGACCAGUCAGGGACUUGGAUUUAGUAGCGACAUUUCAUAGAAAUGCCAAAAGUUUGAAAAAUUGAUCGAGGAGAAAUGAAUUUACGUCUUUUUAUCCGGCCAGAAUUUAAUGAAGUUAAGUCUUUCCUCUGUUGGAAUAGAGCUGUAAAAGAAAAACCCUGGAGCAAGAUUUGCAUCCCAUCGACAUUUCGCACCAAGCCUCUUCCAACUACAGAUAAAUGGGGCUAGUAUCAGGCAAUGACAGUCCAGUGUGAACACAAUAUCCUAAAAGCCCAUUUGAGAAAGCGCAUUCUUGAACAUGCAUCACAUGACUGGUGUGAACAUAGUUUGAGACCAGUUCCUUCUCCUUCGCCCUGCCAGUCUGUAUGCUUACCUUGAAUGUUUGCCCUGGAAUUUAUCCACCUGCUCUGACCUCAUGUCCUGGAAAACCCACAACCUGCCCUGGACUCACAAAAUUCUUUAUUACAAUAAAUGUUGUAUUCCCUUCUCACCAUCA
This is a messenger RNA of Oryzias latipes (Japanese medaka), 3447 nucleotides long. RefSeq names its product calsequestrin 1b (gene casq1b). Gene Ontology annotation, molecular function: calcium ion binding. Gene Ontology annotation, biological process: regulation of skeletal muscle contraction by regulation of release of sequestered calcium ion. Lineage: Eukaryota; Metazoa; Chordata; Actinopteri; Beloniformes; Adrianichthyidae. The record is from RefSeq and is a predicted model, not a curated record. Gene Ontology annotation, cellular component: sarcoplasmic reticulum lumen; Z disc.